AUGUCCUCUGUUUUGACCACGAACUAAAAACGCAUACAGAGACCAGACAAGGAUGUUGUCCGUUGAAAUAUAACUAUGCACAUAUAGCUACCGACAUUCUUAAAACGCAGUUUGAAUCUGUAAAACGUAGUGAUGUGCUGACAGCAACGUUAGCACUGUUUAGCUAAAGGUGUCGUCGUCCAUUACAGCGCCCCCAGAGUUUCGGGGGGGGAUAAAUAUUACGCAGACCAACGCUAGACCCUUGUUUUUAGCUGUAAUGUCAUUACGCCGUCAUUCACAACGAACGUAGUAGCUACUGAACUCAACCAAGACGGUCGAAUAUUUCUAGCAAUGUGACAGAUUACAGUUACUUCUGUGCUCCGGUAAAUAAAUGGAUAUGGACGUUGUCAACAAACGAACGCUACAAGCUAACGGCCGGUAGCUAAGUGGUGUCGAUCUCGGUAGCCGAACUUCAGUGGUGCUAACACAAACAGCUGAGCCUGAAGGAACCAGAAAGCUUCCCGAUAGUUGCCUUUUAAAAGCAACGAGAACGGUUUGUUUUUUAAUCACAAUGAUGGAUGAUGACACGCCAACACUGAAGCCGAGGCGAAUCCAGAAUCAAAACGUAGUUCAUCGUCUAGAGUGGCGCAGAAUCUGCUCAGGUCGACCGGGAGCUCACUGGUACAGAGUACGCUGCUUCCACCAGAACUUGUUCCCCAACUUCACUGUGGUCAACGUGGAAAAGCCCCCAUGCUUUCUUAGAAAGUUCUCACCAGAUGGACGCUGCUUUAUUGCCUUCUCUUCUGACCAGACGUCUCUGGAGAUAUAUGAAUACCAAGGCUGCCAGGCAGCUCAGGACCUGCUGAGAGACCAAGAGGGAGAGACUCUACUUACAGCCAGUGAUCAGCGCUCUCUCAACAUCCGAGGCCACCUGUUUGAUCGCUUUUUCUCCUUGCUCUAUGUCACUAAUGUGGCCUCAAAUGGAGAACACCUCAAUCGGGAGUGUAGCCUCUUCACAGAUGACUGCCGCUAUGUCAUUGUUGGGUCGGCUGUGUACGUUCCCGAGGAGCCGCCACCUUACUUUUUUGAGGUGUAUCGUAACAACGAGUCUGUGACACCUAAUCCCCGUUCUCCUCUAGAAGACUACUCCCUCCAUAUCAUUGACCUCCACACCGGAAAGCUGUGUGACACCAGGGCCUUUAAGUGUGAUAAGAUUAUCCUGUCCCACAACCAGGGCCUCUACCUCUACAGGAACAUCCUGGCUGUGCUGUCGGUCCAGCAGCAGACUAUACAUGUGUUUCAGGUGACUCCAGAGGGAAUGUUUUUGGACGUACGGACUAUUGGGCGGUUCUGUUAUGAGGAUGACCUCCUGACUCUUUCGGCUGUUUAUACGGAGGCUCAGGCUGAGAGCCAGCCCGGCUUCCCUCGCCUGUACACUGAUAAAACUAUCAACUCCCUUAAACACAGGUUGCUGGUCUACCUCUGGAGGAGGGCUGAACAGGAUGGCAGCGCCACCGCCAAGAGAAGAUUCUUCCACUUUUUUGACCAGCUGAGAAGGUUGAGGAUGUGGAAGAUGCAGCUGCUGGAUGAGCAUCACCUCUUCAUUAAAUACACCAGUGAGGAUGUGGUCACCCUCAGAGUCACCGACCCCUCACAGCCUUCGUUCUUUGUCGUAUACAACAUGGUGUCUACAGAGGUGCUGGCCGUUUUUGAGAACACCUCUGACCAGCUGCUGGAACUGUUUGAGAAUUUCUGCGACCUGUUCAGAAACGCUACGCUGCACAGCCAGGCCGUCCAGUUCCCCUGCUCCGCUUCCUCCAACAACUAUGCUCGGCAGGUCCAGAGAAGAUUCAAAGACACCAUUGUGAAUGCCAAAUACGGCGGCCACACCGAGGCAGUGCGCCGGCUGCUGGGUCAGCUGCCUAUCAGUGCCCAGUCUUACAGCAGCAGCCCUUACCUCGACCUGUCCCUCUUCAGCUACGAUGACAAGUGGGUGUCAGUGAUGGAGAGGCCCAAGACCUGUGGAGACCACCCCAUCAGAUUUUAUGCACGUGACUCUGGCUUGCUGAAGUUUAAGAUCCAGGCUGGCCUGCUGGGACGGCCAGUGAAUCACGCUGUGCGACGCCUUGUUGCCUUCACCUUCCAUCCCUUUGAACCCUUUGCCAUUUCUGUCCAGCGCACCAAUGCAGAGUAUGUGGUCAAUUUCCACAUGAGGCAUGUGUUUGCAUGAUUAACUUGUGUCUGUGUGUACAGCAAACUAAACUCCGAGAGCCUGUGGACUCUUCUGUUAGCAGCUGUUGGGAACAACACACACAUAGUAACCCUCUCCUCCAGAGAAAUCAGCAGUCCUCUCCCUGCAUUCUCCUUCUGAGGGAAACCACUGUUCUUCUUCAUGGCACAGUGGACACUCCACCUCCAUCCCUCCUCCC
Molecule: messenger RNA, 2408 nt
Organism: Monopterus albus (swamp eel)
Lineage: Eukaryota; Metazoa; Chordata; Actinopteri; Synbranchiformes; Synbranchidae
Gene: det1
Product: DET1 partner of COP1 E3 ubiquitin ligase
Exons: 9
Coding region: 551-2209 (552 amino acids)
Biological process (GO): positive regulation of proteasomal ubiquitin-dependent protein catabolic process; protein ubiquitination
Cellular component (GO): nucleus; cullin-RING ubiquitin ligase complex
Molecular function (GO): ubiquitin-like ligase-substrate adaptor activity; ubiquitin protein ligase binding
Source: RefSeq, a predicted model, not a curated record